Olea europaea var. sylvestris is the source of this 408-nucleotide messenger RNA. RefSeq lists its product as uncharacterized. The transcript has a single exon. The annotation marks the transcript as partial. The record is from RefSeq and is a predicted model, not a curated record. Lineage: Eukaryota; Viridiplantae; Streptophyta; Magnoliopsida; Lamiales; Oleaceae. Gene Ontology annotation, molecular function: RNA-DNA hybrid ribonuclease activity; nucleic acid binding.
GUAAAAUUGAUUUUUUGUGGCGCUGGAGGUAUUAUUCGAAAUGAAAGAGGUGAUAUUGUUAUAGCCUUUGCUGAGGAACUUGGUGAGGGUACUAAUAAUGGAGCUGAGCUAUUGGCAUUAUUAUAUGGCCUUCGACAUGCUAAAAGGAUGGGGAUUAACUGUCUUGAAGUGAAGAUAGAUUCAUUGAUUAUCGUUAAUUGGUUAAGGAGGAAAGUUUGUGAUAUAUGGUAUCUAGAAGAUUAUCGGGAAGAGAUACAAUACCUGCUGUCCAUAAUCUCUUGUAGAAUCCAACACAUAUAUCGGGAUGGUAACUCGAUAGCUGAUAUCCUGUCGAAAUUGGAGCGUCUUGUGUUUCACAUAUCUGGAUGGACUCUAUCACAAUCCCAUCAUCAGUUAGAGGAGCUUUGC